Messenger RNA from Clupea harengus (Atlantic herring), 2424 nucleotides. It is a transcript of the gene hus1, whose product is annotated as HUS1 checkpoint clamp component. The record is from RefSeq and is a predicted model, not a curated record. Gene Ontology annotation, cellular component: nucleolus; site of double-strand break; checkpoint clamp complex. NCBI's taxonomy places the organism in Eukaryota, Metazoa, Chordata, Actinopteri, Clupeiformes, Clupeidae. Gene Ontology annotation, biological process: meiotic DNA integrity checkpoint signaling; mitotic DNA replication checkpoint signaling; telomere maintenance.
AUAUAGUCUGGCCAACAGCAAUCAUCUGAUAACACUACAAAGUUAUUCCAUUCUCAGUCAUUCACAUUUCACAUUUCCAUUACUGUUACACAUGACCAUGUCAAAAGUCUGCAGUCUAACAUAGGACAAUUAUUUGUAUGAAUCCUUUCAAUCUCACAAUCAGAAAGCAGUUGCACAGUUCAUUUGGUCACCAUUCGUAUCCUAUGUCAUAAUAUUAAGAAUAGAAUCGAAAGUCUAACACUGGAACGUUGGCUCAAGUGGCUUUGGGAGUACUGACGGGAUUGACAUGUAACAUGAGAAAGCCAAGCAGGAAGGAUGUGUAAAUAAUAUGUACAUCAUAGGACAUGUAGUUUAGUUAUGAAGCUUUCAAACAGAGUUGACUCUUUAUCAGAAUUACCUCCAUAUGAAAUAAUGUCAUUAUAGGGAAUGUGGUUCUCAAAUGACAAGAACCACAAACGACCCACAUUUUCCUCCGUUAAAAAAUAUAGAGUUUCCUGAAUUUAAUGAAACAAUCUAGAUGCCAUUAGUUUAGAAGUUACCAAUAGGUUCAUAUUUUAACUGGAGGCAAGCAACAAAUGCAGUCACCAUAGCCCACAUACACACAUAUAGGCAAUAUGCAAUAUGCAUGCAUGUCCACAGCCUUUGGACAAUACACAGCAUUAAACAUGUAUCAAUGAUAAUAAGCCAUAUACAAAAUCUUUAAAGUGGAUAUUUACAGGUUUCCCACACUCCUACACACUGACGCAGUACAACACCCUAAUACUAUACAAAGUUCUCCAUUAAAGUCCUAAAGCACAACUUAAAAGUCUGGCAACACCCUGAAAGCAUCGUUGGGUUAACGUUUGAAAUGCCAAUUAAUUUAGAGACCGAGGGUAUUGACUGGAUUGGAAGCAUAUAGGUGUUGGAAGCAGACCUUUAUUUGAUAUCUGGCUCUCUCUAGUGGACAUAAUUGGCGGUGCCUAAAUAUCUACAUUUCGGUACCUUAGUCCGAGGAGCACUUGUUUCCUUCGGAAGAAAAAUAUUGUUGGACCACUGCCUUAGCGGGACAUUUUUAAGGCUCGGUUAACCAGUUAGUCAGACAACUUUUCAUAUUUGGACAUAGGUCACCAUCUUUAAACAACAAUGAAGUUCAGAUCAAAAAUGAUUGACGUGGGAUGCCUUAACCAUUUCACUCGUGUUGUGAAUACGAUUACUAAACUUAACAAGACCUGCGUUCUGCGACUCACUCCUGACAACCUCUACUUUGUGCUUUCUGGCAAAGUGGCGAAUGGUGGGGUCAGCAUGUGGUGUGAAUUAUUGCAAGUUAACUUCUUUGAUGAAUAUCAGAUAGAGGGAGUGUCACCAGAUGCCAAUGAGAUAUGCCUGGAGGUGGCUCCAGAGAACCUAUCCCGAGCCUUAAAAACAGCCCAAAAUGCCAAGUCUGUCAAAAUCAAACUAACCAAGAAGCACUGCCCCUGUCUCACCCUAGCUGCAGAGCUGCCUUCGUUGUCCAGUGUCAGUCGUGUCGUCACGCACGACAUCCCCGUGGAUGUCAUACCCAGACGCCUCUGGCAUGACUACAAAGAGCCCAGCAUGCCAGACUUUGAUGUCAGUAUAUAUUUGCCUCCUCUCAAGACCAUGAAGAAUGUUGUGGACAGGAUGAAGAACCUGUCCAACUUUUUGGUCAUUGAAGCAAACCUCAGUGGUGAGAUGAACCUGAAGAUUGAGACUGACUUGGUUUCUGUCACAACGCACUUCAAAGACCUUGGAAAUCCACCAUGGGGUGACGAUGCGUCUCAGAGCAGGAGUCAGAGCCGUGACCCCGCGGCCAUGGCACACGCUCGCUUGGACAUCAAGAAACUGCUACAGUUCCUUAUGGGCCAGCAGGUCAACCCCAGCAAAGCCAUGUGCAACAUAGUCCACAAACGAAUAGUGCACUUGAUUUUUCUACACGAGGACGUGUCUCUGCAGUAUUUCAUACCUGCCGUGGCAUGAGUUGGCAUCUGGUGGGGUCUCUUUGAAGUCCCCAGACUUUGGACGCUUUGGCUCCUGGACAGGAGCCACUUUAGAGUGGGCACAAGAUGACUGGAGUCUUAAGUGAUGUAGUGCUCCCAUUGGUCUUUGAUGAGGCAAGAAGUUAGAGGUUUUGUUUACCAGCUUGCUGGUCUCAAGUGGAUGGUAUUUGCUAUUUUCAAUCAAGUGUGAUACUUGGUUUUAGUUCACUACAACAGUUCAGGUGGUACGUUGUGUCGAAAUGGAUUUGAAGCUUUGAAUAACAGGUUGAUGUCAUAAGAUGCACUGUUUAUGAAUAUUUAUUUACUUUAUAAACUUUAAAAUUGUGAUCGUUGAAAUCUCUUACUGUCUUUUUAUAACUAUCGUGUUGUUAGGACUGAGCCCACAAUAACAAAGAAAUACACAAAUAAAAUGAUUGUUUUGUAUAUACUC